AUGGCUUUCAUGCUGAAAAAGCCCAUCAAGGGCGAGCCCCGCGCGGCUGAUGACCAGAGCAUCAUCCCCGGAACAGUCACUAAUAUUACGAAGGAUACAGACGACGACGAUGCAAUCCUCCGGGCAAACGGCCAUCAGACGGCGAUGCCUCGCCAGUUCAACUGGCUCUCUGCUCUUGGGCUGGGCUUUUCAAUCACCAACUCUUGGGUUGGCUAUCUAAGCUGUUUCGGCCAGAACCUGACAUAUGGUGGCGCUCAGACCUGUAUAUUCAGUCUGAUAGUAGCUUUCAUAGUUCAGUUUAUCGUGACCUUGGGACUCGCUGAGCUAGGGUCUGCCUUUCCUUCUAGCGGUGGGCAGUAUCACUUCUGCUAUAUCCUGGCCCCCGAAAGGACGAGGAGAUACAGUGCAUAUAUUGUUGGCUGGCUGUCAGUCUUAGCAUGGUGGAUUGUCACCUGCUCCGGUAUCUCCCUUGCUACCGUCGUUCUGAAUGGUAUUGUACACUUUUGCUCAUCUGGGUAUAUUGCCAAUCAGUGGCAGACAUAUCUUACCUAUGUUGGUGUGUCAGUUGUUACGAUCAUCCCAGUAUUUGCCGCAUCUAACAGAAUAUCACUCGUAACUCAGGUUGCGCUUUAUCUCUCGUUAUCAGGCUUCGUCAUCUUUCUUGUUGUUUCCAUUGUCAUGCACCAGCACAUGCAGCCACAAUCUUUUCUACUCCAAUCGGGGCAGGGAAACAGCGGGUGGAACGAAGGCACUGCCUGGCUACUGUCUAUAAGUAAUGCUAUGUAUGCGUUUGGCGGUGUGGACGGAGUCAUUCACAUUUGUGAAGAAAUACCCAAGCCAGGAAAGCGAGUUCCGCAAAUCAUGGUAAUGACGAUGAUGAUAGGAUUACUCACAUGUCUUCCAGUAUUCAUUGUCUUCAUGUAUUUUACCAUUGACAUGGAGGCAGUACGGGAGGCACCUCUUCCCAGUCUUGAGCUGGUAUACCAAAUGUUAGUGUUAUAA
Aspergillus nomiae NRRL 13137 is the source of this 1002-nucleotide messenger RNA. Its product is annotated as choline transporter. The transcript has 6 exons. Gene Ontology annotation, cellular component: membrane. NCBI's taxonomy places the organism in Eukaryota, Fungi, Ascomycota, Eurotiomycetes, Eurotiales, Aspergillaceae. The record is from RefSeq and is a predicted model, not a curated record. Bases 1 to 1002 code for a protein of 333 amino acids. Gene Ontology annotation, molecular function: transmembrane transporter activity. Gene Ontology annotation, biological process: transmembrane transport.